Sodiomyces alkalinus F11 is the source of this 2142-nucleotide messenger RNA. RefSeq lists its product as hypothetical. The transcript has 4 exons. The coding region runs from base 1 to 2142 and encodes 713 amino acids. Gene Ontology annotation, molecular function: protein binding. Lineage: Eukaryota; Fungi; Ascomycota; Sordariomycetes; Glomerellales; Plectosphaerellaceae. The record is from RefSeq and is a predicted model, not a curated record.
AUGGCCGCCACGGACGACAUGGACGAACUCGUGAUUCGACUUUUCCGCGAUGUGAUCGACAAGGGGAAGGCGGCCAUACAGAAGGGGGAGGAGGUGGUGGCGCCGGAAGACGACAGCAUCGGCGACAGGAUGUCCAGGGCUGGCCGCGCUAUCGUCAAGGAAGGCGAGCGAGCUGUGAAGAAGAUCAUUUCGCUUUGGAAGGAAGAAGGCGGGACUAUCGGCGACGCUUUUAGACGGAUGAUCACCGAGCCGGGUGAGCUGACCGACAAGCAGAGAAACUUGGAGGCUCUUUUGUACGAUUUUGAGGACUUCAUCGAUGCCGACUCCUUCGAGGCGGAAAGGUUUAAGGAGCUCCAAGCUGCAAGCAAGUCGCUGGCGCUGGCCGUCAUCGAAGCGAUCCGGAGACUGGCUGUCGAAACACCACCAACACCGACGUCAGGGAGAACCCCCUUAUUAACCCCUUUGACUCCUUCCAUGUUCCCGCCUUUGCCUCCGCUUCCUCCUCUGCCCAGCCAUAUGAAGGCCGAUCAUGGGGUCAUAAAGCCAGCACCGCGGCCGAUAUCCAGGGGCAAGGAGGUUCACCCCCUUUCCAUUCGGACAAAGCAACCGCGGUCAUUUUGUUCAGAAGAGAACGGCCCCAUUGUGGGGUUGGGGAUUCGGGGGAUUCGCAGUCAUGAGUACAUGCAUGCCAUGGACGAUCACGAGUCUCACCAUCCACCGACGUCAAGGUCAUCACUGUCCCACCACUCCGUCGUCACCGAGAACUUGAAUCCACCCUUGUCGGACGUGGCAUCAACAAAGGGGAGCAGAGGAACGAGAACGACAAACGAAUAUCCGAGCUGGCGAAACGUCGACCUCACCAUCGGUCCGAACAGCACCUUCGCCGUGAUGAAGGGUUUCUGCGAAGGAGCGACGGGGUUCCGGUCCGGCGGCCACUGGGACGGCGUCAUGAGAUACGGAGCGGCCCCCGGUGCGCAGGCCGCCAACGCUUACUCGUACGACCUGCUCUUUGCAACGCCCCAACAGCCCGUGCUGGCCGAACCGCUGGCCAAGUGCAUCCACUGCGAAUACUCGCACAAGUAUGAUCAGAUGAGUGAGGACGUGGACCGACAUCCUGGGGCGAACCUCGUAUCAGAAGGCGUCAGAUUCCGACGGCGAUUCCUAUACAAAUCACACAUGGCGACGCGCGACAACCUCAAAGCAUGCUACGCCUGCCUCUUCUGCGAACGCACAGGCUCGACCGUCCGGGAAGACGACCCCACCGUCUUCACGUCCAUCACGCAGCUCAUGCGCCACGUCGCCCGCCACCCGCGCCCCCUCCCCGCCGUGCCAGGUCUAGCCGUCAUCUACGGCACAAUCGGGCCCGACCACCCGCAGGCGCAAGAUUACGACGUGAACCUCGCCAACCCGUCGCCGGAGGAGGGGGAGGGGGAGGGGGAGGGGGAGGAGGACGGGGACGGGGACGGAGGGACGACGACGACGACAACGCCUGACGCGACGAGCCGAGGAUACCUCCCCGUGGCGGUGGCGGUGCGCGAUCACGUCGCGUUCCCGAACGAGCGCAAGUUGAGCGGGCCGGACCGGGAGACGGCGGCGCUGUCGUUCCUCGCGGGGGCACGGAUCGUGGCGGUGGAGUUUCCGGAGAAAUGGGGCGGGAAGUGGUGCGUCGGAUGGCAUGAUGGGCGGUUUGGGGCGUUUCCGGCCAAGAUGGCGCAGCUGGAGGCUCCGAGGCGGCGGUCGAGCAUGAGGAUAGAGGCGGCGACGGGUAGCAGGCGGAGUGGAGUGACCAAGUGGAAGUGGGAACCCAAGGAAACCUCGACGGGGGCGGCGUCUGGGUCGGUUGGGUGGUUGGCGUUCGAUAAGGGGGAGCAAAUCACCCAUCUUGACUGGGACGACCCGGACGCAUGGUACUGGUUGGGGACGAACAGCAAGGGCAAGUACGGCAUCUUUCCGAGGUCACAUAUGAAAAUUGAGAGUAUUCAGGACGGAUCUCUCGUGACGGAGGAGGGGGAGGAUGACGAGGGGAGCCAGGGGACGAGUGUUCGACGGCUUUCGAGGCCUAGGAGGUCGGGAAAGAGGCCGACGAACCUGUUCGGAUUACGACGAUUGAGCAGCCAGACUUGGUCUACGUCGUCAUCUUGA